This is a messenger RNA of Plasmodium relictum, 4137 nucleotides long. RefSeq names its product conserved Plasmodium protein, unknown function. The record is from RefSeq and is a predicted model, not a curated record. The transcript has a single exon. Lineage: Eukaryota; Apicomplexa; Aconoidasida; Haemosporida; Plasmodiidae. The coding region runs from base 1 to 4137 and encodes 1378 amino acids.
AUGAACCUUAUUCUAAUAUGUUUUUAUUACCUUUUUUUUUUAAAUUCAAAAAUAAAAGAUUUCUGUUUAUGUUCUUCUACAAAGAAUAACAAUAUUAGUAAUUUAUGGAUAAAAUUAAAAGAAUUAUUUCAGGAUAAAUCCGUAGAAAAGGAAAAGAAUAUUAUAACAUAUAACUAUAUAUUACAUAAUAAUGACAAUUACAUUGAUAAAAAAAAUAAUAUUUUAAUAAAAAAAAAUGAGGAACAUAAAAGUUUUGAGAUAAAUCAUAUAAAUAGAUUAAUAUAUAUUAAUAAUUUUAAAACAUAUAUAUUAAGUGCUUAUGUUCCGUAUAUAUAUAUGAGUAUUAGAGAUAUAUAUAUAGUUUUAAAAAAAAUUAAAGAAUUAAAUUUUAAUACAGUUUAUACUUUUUUAUUUUGGCCAGAAAAUGAAUAUUUAGAAGAUAAGUAUGAUAUUAGUAAUUCAAAGCUUUUUUAUUUAUUAAAUUUCUGUGCUUCUAAUGGACUAUUUGUUAUAUUGAAUAUUGGUCCAUAUAUAAAUAAUAUUUACAAUUCUAAUAUUCCUACAUACAUUUUGUUCAAUAAAAAAUUAAAUGAUUAUAUUAAUUUAAAUUUAAAUAAGAGAAAAAUAAGAAAAUAUUUUCAAUGGAAUUUAUGGAAAAAAAGAAAAGCAAUUAUAAAAGAUUCAAAAAACUUGCAAAGAAGUGCUAUAGAAAAGGUCAUAAAUCAAAAGAAAAUUUUAUAUAACAAAAAAAAAAAUGCAUAUAAUAAUAUUUAUAGCUUGUAUUUUUAUAAAAGAGUUAUUAAAUGGUUUAAUUAUAUUUUACCACAUAUAAAAAAAUAUACUAGUAUAAAUAAUGGCCCUAUUAUAUAUUUAAAUAUUGAUAAGACUUUUGAUAAUUAUUAUAUGUAUAUAAUAAUUGAAUUAAAAAGAAAAAGAUAUUUUCAUAACAUUUGUAAUAUAGAAAUUUAUUUUGAAGAUUACAAUAAUUCUAAUUCUAUUUUAAGUUGUGUAAUAAACUUUUUUAGAAGAAUAAGAAGAAGCUAUAUAAUGACUUUAGGUUACUUACUAUACAUUCGAUUUAAUAAAUAUUUAAGAGUUAUUAAAGAGUAUGAACUGGGAUUAAUAUAUAUUAAUGAGAUUAAUAAACUUGUUCAAAAACAUUUAAAUAAAAUAAAGAUAUUAACAACAAAUUAUCCAUUUAUUAAUGAUAAAUUCAUAAAUUCUUAUGCUGGUAACAAUUGCUACAAUCAUUUUUUACACAAUAAUUGGUUUGACAAUGAAUGUAUUAAAUUGAAUAAGCCAUGUAUAUGGUCUCAAGUCUGGACAGGGGCAAAAUAUAGUAUUCAUAAUGUUAACUCUCCUAAUAUUUUGAAAAGAAAAUUUAAAGAACACAUUAUUUAUAAAUCUUCUCUCACAGAAGAUGAUAAAAAAAAAAAUAACUUAUCAAAUUUAUUCCAAAAUUUAGAUGAAACAAAUAAAUAUUUCAAAGGAAAGAACAAUUCUAAGAAAGAAGAAAAUUUUAAUAAAAAUAACGAAUUUACCAUAAAUAACAAUGAUACAAAAGAUUGUUCUAAAAAAAUUUCAUGUGAUAACAAGAAAGAGAAAGAGAGUAAAGAUAAGAAAAAUGAAAUAGAAGAAAUAAGUAUCAGUGUAAAAAAUGUACAUAGAAAAUAUAAUAAUUACAUAGGGCAUAUAAGAAAUUUUAAAGAUUUAGCAUUUAAUAUUUUAGUAUUUUUAGCAAAAGGAGGUGUUUUUAUAAAUAUUUUUCCAUAUUAUAGUGGAAAUAAUAUAAAUAACACACAUGUAUACUUAGAGCAUUAUAGCAAAGAAACUGGACAACCUAUAGACUUAUAUUUUAAUCAAAAAGAACCAUUAUAUUCUCAUAUAAAAAAAAUUUUUAAAAUUUUAAAAAAAUAUGGUCAUUAUUUAAUGAAAGAUGGAAAAUAUAUUAACCCUAUAAAAAUAUCUAAAAAUAUAGAAUUGUAUGACUACGACAUUAUUAAAAUUAUUUGCAAUUAUAAUAUUAAAGGAAGUAGAUUUGUUAAAAUAGGUCAUUUAAAAUAUAAUAUUAAUAGCUUUAGUUGUAUUAUAUACAAUGAAUACAAAAAGAAAAUAAUUUAUGAUUCUUCUUAUAGUUAUAAUUAUGAUUUUUCUUAUAUAAACAAAAAAGAAACUUAUUAUCCUAUUGAUAAAUAUUUAUAUUCAAUGGAUAUUAUAAAUUCCGGUCCUUUAAUGUGCUUAAAAGAAGAACAACAACAAAAAAAAAAUUAUAGAAAUAAUAAUUUAUUAUCUAAAAAUAUUAUCAAGCAUAUGAAACUAUCUUCUUAUUUUCAUCCAAAUUGUUUACAUUCUAUAUAUGUAAUAAAUGUUUUAAAUAAUUAUUAUCUGACAUUAGAUUUUACUAAAUUUCAAUGGUAUAUCAUUACAAUGAAGAAUAACAUCAAUUAUGUAAAAUUACUUGUAAGCAACUAUAGCUUAUAUAUAUAUAUUUAUGCUGAUAACCAAUUUAUCUAUGGCGGAUUUAAUGAAUAUAAAUAUAUUGAAAUUAUAAAUUCUAAAAAAAUUUAUAUCAUUUGUUCUAAUUUGGGCUUGGGUUUGCCCAAGGAAGACAUUAGAACAGAUUUCCUUCAUAAUGUAAAGAUAAAAGACUUAAAAAAUAAUAAUUUUUUUGAAAAGGGAGAGAUAGAAUAUGAUUCACAAACACAUAAAAAUAACAAAUCAACUAGGAAAAGCAAUAAUAUGAUAAACUUAGAUACAGAAAAAAAUUCUCAAAAUAAUGGUAGAAUUGUAGAUCAUAAUAAAAGUAAAAUCUUAAUAGAACAAAAUAUAAAUAAUAAAAAAAAAAAAGAUACAAAUACUUUUGAGAAUUUUAUGAAUGAUAUAAAUGAUAAUGAAAAACAUCAUAAACAGAGAAAUUAUAAUGUAUUUGGUGAUAAUGAAUAUAACUUUCAUAAUUAUUACGAUGAAGAAAGUAUUAACACGUUUAUAUUUAUUAUUACACGAAAUGAAUAUGAUGUACAUAACUGUGUUGGUUUAAAUGGAGAAAUAUUAAAAAAUGAAAAAAGUAUAGAAGAAUAUAAAAAAAUGUACAAUUUAUUUGAGUAUAAUUCCAUAAAGCCACAUUUAAUGAAUUGGAUUUAUAGUUCUUCAGUAAAUGAUAACAUAAAAGAAAAUGUUUCUGAUAAAAAUAGCAAAAGAACAGAUACCAAAAUAAAAAACAGUAAAAAUGAAAAUGAUAAAAUAGGAAAUUACGAUAAUAAAGAUUUAAACUUUAAAAAAAUGGAUAUGGAAUCAAUAGUAAAUAAAAAAAUUGAGAUGAAAAAUAUAACAAAUGCUUUUUUAAAAAUGUGUACAUCGAAAAUUUUUUCUUUUUUUCUUAGUAAGAUAAAAUAUUACUGUAAAACUGGUAUAUUUAAAUAUUUAAAUGGAUUUAACAAAGUUAAUAAAAAAAAUAUAAAUUGGCCAUUAACUUGGUAUACUUUGUUAUACUUUAUUAAGAAGGUAGAUUUUAUGAGAUCUAAGUAUUCUUUGAAACUAUCUUCAUACGACUUAGAAAAUAAUAGAAUUGAUGGGUUAUUUAGAGGAUUUGUUUACAUCAACAAUCAUAUUCUAGGAAGUUUUUGGACAACAGAUGAUAUUGAUAGCUACGAAAAUGAAGUUAACGAAGAAAAAAAAUUUAAAAAUAAAAAAAAUGAAAAAGAAAAAUUUUUAAAUAAUGAAAAUUUAAUAAAUAUACCUUUAACAAGAUAUAUGAGAAUACCUACAGAUUGGUUAGUUGAAGGAACGAAUGUUGUAAUAAUUUUUGAUGAAUAUGGGGGAAAUCCUUAUAAAGUUGAGAUAGUUAGAGAAGUGUUACAAGGUGGAGUAUAUAGUCUAACAAAAAAAGAAAAAUAUGUAAAUUGGUUUCUUUUUCUUUUUAUUUUAAGUAUUAUUAUUUUUAUUACUUAUUUUUUUUUUAAAGCUUUACAUAAUUAUUUUAAAACGAAAGAAGAAAAAGAGAGAAACAAACAAAAUUAUCAAAAUAUAAUUGAAAAUAUCAUAACACAUAAUAUGUGUAUAAAUAGUUCAUAUGAUGAAGUUACUGAAGAAACUAAUACUGAUAAUAUUCAAAAUGUUAGUGAUUUUUUGGAUUCUUAA